CACUCCUCUUUCUUCCCCGAUGGAUUCCAACAAGAACCCCAUUCCCUUCUCCUCGUCGCCGGCGAAGCUCAAGGUCGCCGGCGCUUGGUCUGGAGUUUUGGAUGUCGACCUCUCUUCGUGGACUGUUCCUUUGCUGCGCGACGAGGUGGCCCGGCGAUCGGCGGCGUCGCGGGACCGUAUCAAUUUGAUUUGCGGGGGCAAAAUUCUCAAGGAUGGAGAUGGUGUUGAAAAUCUCUCGCAGCUUGGCCUGAAGAACAACUCCAAGGUGCUCGCCAGCGUUGUCUCUGCCGACCGUGGCAAGGCCCUCAACGAUGAGGCCGCUGUCCAGGCCGAUCGGUCCCAGAAGCUCGCCCGCCUACGGGCUGCUGCUUUGGCAUUGUCUGGGAGACAUGCAGAUGGUUCCUUACCUGUGGAAGAUUUUAAUAUUGAACUUGAGGAUCAAAAUGGUCAGAAAGUGAACUUAGGAUCUGAAACAGACCAAAAGGGAGUCAUGAUGGGUCUGAUGCUACAUGCAAAUGCUAGAAGCCUUAUGAAAAAUGAAAAGUAUAAGGAUGCACUUGAUGUUUUGUCCAUGGCAGAGGAGGCUUUCUCAUUGUGUGACCCUAAGUUUAUUGAGAUGAUCGACAAUGUGCCAAUACUUCAAUUAGAUACCGUAUGGUGUUACUUCAUGCUUCGAGACAUCUCAUGUCUAUCCGUGGCAGGCGUACGCCUCACAAAGGCGAGAAAAGGAUUUGAACAGUCUCAUGGCAAGGACUCAACUCGGUUAAGACUUUUACAAUCAGGACAACAUGCAGAGAUCGCAUUAUAUUUAAGACUGGAACUUUUGGAAGGAGUUGUGGCUUAUCACAGUGGUAAUUAUGCACAAUCCCGCAAAGCAUUGAACUCUGCGCAAGCUAAAUAUCUUCAGCUUCAAAUCCCAGAUGAAUCUUUGUCACUAUUGAUGAAUAUGGGGUAUAAAGAAGGUUCAGCUAAAAGGGCGCUCAGAAUGACUGGUCAAGAUAUUCAGUCAGCAGUUGAUUUUCUUAUUGACGAGCGAGCGAAGAAAGUCCGCAGACAUGAAGAAGACCGUCAAAGACACAAGGAGAUUAUGAAGCAGAAGGAAUAUGGCAGGACUCCUCAGAAAAAAGCCAUUGAUCUGCAGAUGCUGAAUGAAUUGGUCUCAAUUGGGUUUGAGACAUAUCUCGCAGCAGAAGCUCUUCGAAUAAAUGAAAAUAAUUUCCAAGAAGCACUUGAUCACUUGACUGAUACACAAAAGAAUUACGACCUACAACAACGAAUUGACUCCAGGAAUAUGCGAAUGGAGCAGAGAGAAACCGCUGCAGCAAUGAAUGCCGUAAACACCACACCCGCAGAAAACAAUGGAUCAACACAGGUUGAAGAACCAAUCUCAUUCUCCGACGAGCAAAACCAUCCAGUCACUGGUGCCGAGGAGGAGGGUACAUCAGAAGCAGCUACCGUCGAUCCAAGGGAUGAGGAAAUGGAAGACGCACUUGCGAAAGAGUUGACAGGGGAUGCAUUAGCAGACUAUGACAUCGAAGUUACAAAAGAAGGCGAAGCGGUUAAAGAAUACCUAGCUCUGCUAGAAUCACUCUAAUUCCAGAACAGGUAUGAUUAACAUUUUAGUUUCAAAUUUGUGCAUAAAUAAGAAAUAAGGUUUCAUGAUUUAGUUGCCCCUUGACAUCCAUAGCGACCAAAGUGGCAUUUGUAUGUAUAGGGUGUGGCCGUUAUAGGUUUCUAGUUAAGCUGUGGCGAUGAACAUUUGUAAUUGACUUCAAAGACCAUGAUCCGGAUAAUAAAUUUAUAUGGUUUGUUCAACUGUUGUUGCAUU
This is a messenger RNA of Dioscorea cayenensis subsp. rotundata (Guinea yam), 1828 nucleotides long. Its product is annotated as NEDD8 ultimate buster 1. Gene Ontology annotation, molecular function: protein binding. The record is from RefSeq and is a predicted model, not a curated record. Bases 20 to 1594 code for a protein of 524 amino acids. Gene Ontology annotation, biological process: regulation of ubiquitin-dependent protein catabolic process. The transcript has 11 exons. NCBI's taxonomy places the organism in Eukaryota, Viridiplantae, Streptophyta, Magnoliopsida, Dioscoreales, Dioscoreaceae.